UUAAGGAUAUUGUUUCAACCGAUAUCUUUAAAAAAAACUCAGACGUGAUGGGGUCUAACUGAUAAUGGCUCAAUAAUCAGUGGACAUAACCCUACCGUGCUAUACGUGUCGCUGCUCUGUUAGGGAAUUUAAUUUUAAAAUUGGCCACGUGUGUAUAAUACACUGUAUAAAAGAUACAAGCCUCAAUAUGUAUAAAAGAUACAAGUCUAUUGUUCAGGAGUCUAUGAUUUUGAAUUUAAUUGUAGUAUGAUUUUUCUUAAUUGUACUCUGAAAAAACUGUUGUGGGGUUAUGUUCAACUUUAUGUGUUGACAUUUAUUAACACUACAAGAAUAUAAUAAUUCAAAAAAAUAUUGUGGUGAUUCUAGUGAAAUUAAAGCCGUAUGGACCAAAUUACCACCAAGAAAAGCCGGCCGCAUCCAAAAUCACAAACAUUAAAAAAUGUCUGAAGAGUGGUGCAUUGAGCAGCUGGCAAAAUUGCAGAUAAAAGAACGUCGUUUGGAUACAUUGAAUGAAAUACGAGCAACAUUGAGUGGCCCAAACCAGGAAGUGAAUGUUUCUGCCAAAUUCUUGGCUUUGUUGGAUUCGAUUGAUGACUAUCGUGAUAGUCCCGAACAAAUGAAUCUCACGUGUGAUAUUCUUUGCAUGUGUAUGUCAAACUUGGAUAUCGACCACACUGAAAAAGUGAGCUAUUGUGACUAUUUGGAGAAAUGUUUGCAACACAAAAAUGAUGAUGUAAAAGUGUUGGCGCUAAACUAUAUUGAGCAGCGUGUCAAAGAUGUGAAUUGCAAUGAUUUGCCUGUCUCUAUGGCAAAUCUAUAUCAGUCAAACAUGGUUAUUGCGCUGGUAAACUGUCUGGAAUGUGAAGAGACAAAAGUGGCUACCGUUUCCACAACGAUUUUAUUGAAACUUUUGCCGAAAGCCAUCAACGACAACUCGAUCAAGUGUCGCUUAGAGCAAAUUUUGACGGGAAAAGAUUUAAUUCGAUGUCGUGUAUAUGAGCUUGCCGUCAAACUGAGUCAAACAUCUGUCGAAAAUCACGAAAAGUUUAAUUUCAUUUUGGAAAAACUGGUUGCUGACAUCGACACCGACGAUAUUCUUCUCAAGCUGAAUAUUUUGGGUCUAAUAUCGGAUUUGGCACAAACUGAUUACGGUCACAUCUACAUGGAGAACAAAAAUGUGUUCACAAAGGUUAUACGUGAAAUUGAAUUGUUGGACGAAAAUCCAUUUAAAACCAUUUUAGUGCCCGGAUAUCUAAAAUUUUUCGGUCACAUUGCAACAAUGCAACCAGCCAAAAUCAUUCACGGUCUCUCAAGCAUGAUCAAUUCACUUUUUGACUGCAUUCUCGAUGAAAAUGUAUCAGCGCUGCCCGUUGCUUUUGACACAUUUGGUCAUUUGGGUCGUUCGGCUGAAGGAAAGAUUCUAUUGGAUGAAACUCAUUCGGCAAGAAUGCACGAAGUACUGAAUGAUAUCGGAAAAUCAAUCCACAAUUUACCAACGCCAUUGAAAGUGCGUGCACUUAAUUGCUUAGAAAUAUUGUUCCAAUGCGAUCAGGCCAAUUCGUCAAACAAUCAAAUCAGCUCGAUUACUGAACAGUGGUUCACCAGUUUGACCGCAAACAAUCAGCUGGCAUUUGUUCAGGAAUUUUGUCGUAAUCCAUUUCCAGAAAUAAAAAUCGCCGCACUGGGACUUUUGCGGUCGAUUUGCAGUUAUUCGUGGGGGCAACGCGCAUUGAGCAACACAGCUGGGUUAAUUGAAUAUCUUUUUGAUCGAAAUUCGGAAUUUGAUAAGGAUAUUUUGUACGAAAAAUACAGCAUCAUCAAAAUGGUUGCCAACUCAACAGAGUUUGAUGAGAACACAAGCCAACAAAUUAAUCAGUACGUGAAAGAUGGCGUAUUUUAUGUGCAAGGUAUUAUGGAAGUUGCUGUUGAAAGAAGUUAAGCGUUUCAGUUCUUACAGUGAUCAAUCAUUGUAUUUGUUUAAUUUAAGAUGCAUUUUUACACGCAAAUAUUUGAAAAAUAAAAUAAACAUAAAACGAUCUUGUAAACUUA
This is a messenger RNA of Contarinia nasturtii (swede midge), 2049 nucleotides long. RefSeq names its product 26S proteasome non-ATPase regulatory subunit 5. Bases 440 to 1939 code for a protein of 499 amino acids. Lineage: Eukaryota; Metazoa; Arthropoda; Insecta; Diptera; Cecidomyiidae. Gene Ontology annotation, cellular component: cytosol. The record is from RefSeq and is a predicted model, not a curated record. The transcript is spliced from 4 exons. Gene Ontology annotation, biological process: proteasome assembly.